AUGGUAAUUGCCACAGAGCCGGUUUGUGGGUCUGGCCAGCAGCAGUCGAUAACAGCAAAACGCGAUCGCAUUCCAACGACAAACAUGCCAAAGCAAAGAAUGAUUACGGCGCUUGCGCUGACGCUUUUGGCAGCGACCCUGAGCGAUGCAGCGCCCACCUCGAAGGCCGGCAAAAGGGCCAAUCGGGGAACAACUCAGACCAAUACUGAGUUAAUGACGACGACAGCGGCUCAAAUGGAAACAGAAACCUUCACAUACCCAACCUCGGACCUGGAUAUUCUGACCACAGACAGCACCAUGUAUAGUUCGUUUACUGAUGCACCUGCGGAUCCCACCAUCACCACCGAAGAACCACUGCCGGAUUCUGUAUUGCGGCAAUUGGAGCGUGAGAAGGCGCAUGAGAAGCACUUGAAUCAGACAGAGCACAUCAUCGAUGAGGGACCACCGGCAGUCUAUUUGGUAAAGCAAGUGGAGACUGAGCAUAAGCCUAAGCCGCUGCCCAAGCAGCUCAGCCAUAUGGGCAUGUCUUGGUCGGAGCCAGAGUUCACAACAAUGCCACAACAUGCAGCCAUAAAGGCAGCAGCUACAACAACAGACCCAACAACAAAGGCAGGAAGAAGGGCACCAAAAACAAACAAAAGACAAAAAACAACAACGCCACAACCUAUAGAUCCGCGUAAGGUUGCUAUCGAUAAAGUAGCCCGGGAAAUGUUUUUGAAAAAACCAAACCAAUUUGAGAGCAACGAGAACGAUUAUGAUUUGGAUAUGUCCGAGGAUAGAUUCAUCUUACAAACCGAGUUUGUGGAGCACACAACCCAAGCACCACUGCUAGACAUGAACGACAUAUAUCCAACCACUCACAUGAGUGCGCUCUAUGAAGAAGACAACGAGGAAAACUCCGAGCAAUUGGCACAGGCCACAACCAUGGUGCAUGGUUUCACGCAAGCUGACGGGUCAAUACUCGGCGAUGCAUCUUACCGCACAGAGACCACCACCAUAGCACUGACCACGACCGAAUCAUGGAUGAGUUCAGCCCGAGCUUCAGCAAGCACCACCGCCUUCACGGCCGAGCCCGGGGAGGAUGACACAUCAACGGCCGAGGUACGUGAACAGGGAGAGGAGGUAUAUGCGAUGACAGAGCCAGUGUUAAAUACAGAGACCCCGGAGCAGAUAGUCAAAAUAAAUACCACAGUGCCGGUGCUGGCCGAAGAGGUGGUUACCACACCAGUUUCCAGCGAAAACCCAAUUAUAGCCGAGUCUACGCAACCCUCCACCACAACGGGCUUUACAAUGCGCACCACUACGACAACGGUGCCAAUGCUUACGGAAAGCUUAGAUGAUGAAGUCACCACUACCAGCAACCCACCCAUAACCACAACAUUACCUAUUUUAGCUACCGAAUUACCUCACCAGAAGUCCCUAGCACACCUCCUCAAUGAGCAUGAGAUGCAGGCCUCCGCACAGCUUAAGAAAUACGCGCCGAUACCAAAUGAGGAAACGACUUUGCCUCCAACUACAAAUAUGGAACUCGGUCCCGAAACGACAACAGAGCCCGAACUGUUCAUCACUAGCACAAUGCCCGAGGAGAUCUACACGCCCACCACUAAGCUGAAUAUAUCCCGAACUAACUCAAAGCUCCUACAGCAUGCCACAGCACAUCUCGCGGAUGAGAUGAGUCCCAGCGAGAGUAGAGAGAGUGAUCAGCGUAUGGUGCCACUCACCACUGAAGCGAGCUUCAUUAUAACCACAGAUAGCCAAGAGACAAGCACAGAGAUCACAACUUCGCGUGCGGAAGCGAAAGCGACAGAGUCGAGCUCCCAGAAUGCCGAGCCUGUUCAACUACUUGUGGUGAGUGUGAGCAAUGAGGAAAGCAUAGGUGAUGGCAACAGUCAUGUCAAGCUGCUGGAAGCUAAUUUGAUCGAAGAGCCAAAGUUCGACGACAGCAAUGAGCUGGCAACCACCACAAACUUGCCGGAGAGAGCCACAACAAUACUGGCUCACACUACUACCAGUUUGCCGGAGAAAAUCACCACAAUGCUCUCAGUGGUACAGACUACGUUGCCACCACAGCCUGAGGUAACCACUCUACCCGUUGACAGAAGCAAAGGAGCUGAAGAUGUGGCUAAUGAUGAUGGUGAUAAUGUUACUCUAAGCAAAGUGACUAUCAAUCAAUUGCAAGCUGAGGCAUCAACAACAACCACCACUGAAGCAACAACAACUACCACUGAGGCAACAACCACAACCACUGAAGCAACAACCACAACCACUGAAGCAACAACCACAACCACUGAGCCAACAACAACUACCACUGAGGCAACAACUACUUCGACGACUGAGAAAGCAACAACUACAUCCGAAACUACAUCCACAACGGCACCGACAACAACCACAACAACAGCCGUACCCUUUACCACACCCACACCAACAACAACCACAACCGUGCCAACACCUUUGGCACUCCUCACCACUACAAGCGGUUCACCAAAUUUGUUGGAGACAACAACCACUACCACUCCAGCACCACCCACCACCACCACAGUCAAAAGCAGCUCGUCUGAGGAGCAGACAACUCUGUCUAGUGCAGUGGUUGGACCCGAAGCGCGAGCUCUCCACAAACCUGCUCCACACAUCGAACGCAUCUUCAACGAAGAUGGUGUGGAGGUGCUUCAUGGUUACUCAUCGGUGGUGCGCUCGAAUCGAACAUAACCACCAAAUAUAGACUAGACAAGGUCGAAAAGCCAUAACAAAUCUAAACACUAGCGAAAGAUGCUCCAACACACACACACACACACACACACAGACAUACUCAUGCACACACACACACACAUUCCGCUGCCAUCUUCUAAAUUCGAAAUGUGCUGGUUGUGAAAAUAUUUCAAAAAUUAAAUCUUGAAUACUGUGUGA
Molecule: messenger RNA, 2904 nt
Organism: Scaptodrosophila lebanonensis
Lineage: Eukaryota; Metazoa; Arthropoda; Insecta; Diptera; Drosophilidae
Product: mucin-5AC
Exons: 2
Coding region: 1-2706 (901 amino acids)
Source: RefSeq, a predicted model, not a curated record